UAUUCAUAUCAUGGGGGGGCAUGACGUCCACCAAGAAGCGCUUUCUCUACUUAGUUCCAAAGCAAAGCGAAAAAGAAGAAUGGCCACUGUAAUCACACCAACAUCGAAAGCAAAGCAAGGCAAAGCAAAGCAACGAUUAAGUAAAGAAAGCCAAUGCUGACAAACUUCAAGAAACCAACACCUGGAAAAUAAAAAAAAGCCACCUUAAACUCCUCGCUCGCUCACACGCUACUAGCGCUACCUUCGCUUUAGUUCGCUCUCCGUCUCUCUAGACCCUUCCCUUGCGUUCAUGGCGACCUUGGCAGCGGAGGCGGCGAGCUGGCCGGACGCCUUAGCCCUCGCGAGCGCGAUCGUGUCGUCGGCCGGGGACGUCCUCGCCCACCGGAGGAACUGCAAGCAGCUCGCCGGGCACGCGGAACUGGUACGAGCCUGGCUGGAGAAGGUGAGCGGUACCGACCUGGAGAGGGUGCCGGAGAUCCGAGAGGGUCUGGGGGAACUGGCGGAGGCUCUGAGAGAAGCGCUCGAGUUGGUGGAGAGUUGCAGAGGGAAGAGCUGUAUCUACAUGGUGGCCACCGGCUGGAACGCCGUGUACGAGUUCCGUCGCGUGCAGGCGGAGAUCGAUCGGCGGGUGGAGAUCCCUACGUUGACUUCGUUGGUGCAUGAGUUUCGCAUGGAGCAUUUGGAGCAAGCCUUGCGAGCCAUCAGAGACGAUCGCAGAGAGUACACGCUGGACGAGCUGGACAUCGAAGCUCAGAACGCGAUCCUGAAACCCAAUCGGACCAAGAGAGAUGCGGACAUACUGGAGAAGUUCCUGUAUCGAGCGUACCCCGACCUGCGAUUCGACGAAGCUCUUCAAGAGGAGCGAGAGAAGCUGCACGUUGAGUUGCAGUGGCUGCGAUCGAGGAAUGACCCGAAGCAGUGUCGGGUGAUCGAGCAUCUCAUCGGGGUCGCCGAGAACGCAACCAAUGGGUUGCCGAGCAAGAGGGUCACGAAGCUGCUAGUGAAUGAACCGGCAUUCGUCAUAUCGGGGUAUAUAAACAAUGUAAAGUCCAUCACGGAGAGCUUUCAAGAUCAAGGCCAAGAUGACUGGCAGGCUGAUCUUUUUGGUUGCUGCAUGGAGCCCUGCUUGAGCUUCAAGACCUGCCUAUAUCCUUGUGGAAUGUUUGCAAAGAUCGCAAACGCAGUGUCCAGAGGAGAAAUAUCUCGUGAAGCUGCCGCAAACAAUGUUUUUGCAUUCUCUCUCGUCGGCAGUUGCUGCUGCUACACUUGCUGCGUGAGAAGGAGGCUGAGAGAGCUUUUCAACAUUCAGGGAAGCUUAUGUGAUGACUUCCUAACGCACCUGAUGUGUUGCUGCUGCGCAAUGGUUCAAGAGUGGCGAGAGCUUGAACUAAGAGGCUUCGAGGGGUGCCAGGGGAGAAAAAUGAUUCCUCCACCUUACCAAUUCAUGAAGCCUUAAACCGGUCAACUGGUGACUGAUAGUAUCAGUACUUCAUUUUGUUUUACAAUGCUACAUAGUUUAGUGCAGAGAGAGAGAGAGAGAGAGAG
This is a messenger RNA of Syzygium oleosum, 1545 nucleotides long. RefSeq names its product protein MID1-COMPLEMENTING ACTIVITY 1-like. The coding region runs from base 290 to 1456 and encodes 388 amino acids. NCBI's taxonomy places the organism in Eukaryota, Viridiplantae, Streptophyta, Magnoliopsida, Myrtales, Myrtaceae. Gene Ontology annotation, biological process: cell surface receptor signaling pathway. The transcript has 7 exons. The record is from RefSeq and is a predicted model, not a curated record.